UUUUGAUGACAUCAUGGGCAGCGUAGCUCUCUGCAUUAGCGCACAAACGCAACAGAAUGUGCCAACUACCGCUUCAUUUCAAAUAGUUUUGUCCCCUCCGUGCUACCAAUACCAACGCCUGAUGGAUCUCUAUUAAAUUUACGGGACAACAAGGAAAUAAAUAGUUUUGAUCGGAAACGCCUUUGUUUUUUGUUUUUUUGCAUUAGCUAACAGCUAGCAGGCUAACUAGAUUGAGGGUGCCGAACCUGUUCGACCAAAAAGCUGAAGAGACAGAUUUAUGGCAAAGCCACACCACAAGACUUCCCGGUGGAGAUCCUGACUUCCACCGUUGGUUCUGUGCUAUCAACAUGUCCCCGCGGAAAAGACCCUUGGCUCCUGUAAACAACCGCCGCAAAGCGGGGGAUGACUACUUCCCUUUCAACUUCCUGCCAGUGGAGUGCCAGCUCCACGUGUUGUCUUUCCUGAAUGAGGUGGAUAAAUGUAGCUGUGCUUUGGUUUGCUUGAGUUGGAGUUGCCUUGUUCGUUCAUGGAAGCUAUGGCGGGUUGCUGACUAUUCCCGUCGAGGCGUCUUCCACCUGGGGCAAGAGGGGGUGCUGGUGUCCAAUCGAGAGUUUGAGAGGUGGAAAUCCUGGGUUCACCUCUACACGCACCAUCUCAUCUCGCGCCGGGCCAGUCUUCUCACAUUGAAGGCCAGCUUUGAUUUGGGGGAUCGCUGUAAUAAGUGGGGUGAGCUGCUAAGCCACCUGUUGGAUAAUGUCCACUGCAGGGACCUUGGUCAGCUAGACCUCAACUGGACGUUUACACUUCUUCAGCCUCUGGAUCUCAGGGUGCACUCCAGCUCCAGUUCUCACCAGGACAGCAUCACUAAGAUGGACCAGGUGACCAAUUUCCAGGAGCUGCUGACCAAACUCACUCAGAGCUGUCCUCGUAUCAGCAAGAUGAGGUUACACUUUGACUGGUCGGAUUUGUCAGUGUCUCUCCUCACCCAAUUCCAGCAGCUCAAAGUGCUUGAGCUGAAGUUCUUCUGGGUCUUCAAAGGAGUGACUCCAUCAACACUGCAGACCCUAACGACAUCCCUUCCUAACCUCAAAUCACUGACCUUACACAUUCUGGUGCCGCUCUGGAAUCUAGGUAUUUCCUACACUCUAGAGUCGCUUUCUUUGGAGUUCUUGGACGUGUCGCCCAGCAGAGGCCUGGUCUUCUCUUGUCUAAAGCUGCCCGCUCUGCGUGAGCUCAGAGCCAAGAAGAUUGUUCGUGGCAUUACAUUGGACAGGCGCACGAGGCUGAGGAUCCAGAGUCGUUGGCCCUGCUUGUACCAUGUCCUUCGGGAAGGGACGCCAAGACUGCAGGCCCUCAACAACGAGAGACUUCUUCCGACCUGGAGAGAGAGGAGCUACGAGGAACUGUCGGCCAUCCUGGACGGCUCCUGUUACUGUGUCCAGCAUCUUGACAGCUGGCUUUGGUAACCAACCAACUCUGUGAAUGUAAUUGUAUUCCUCAAUUAUUGUUUUACAUAACUCAGUUUACCGAGUGGGACACAAAUAAGUCACAUGAGUGGCUGCUAACUUUAGAGCGUCACCGGCCUCAAAGUUAAUUGAGAGCACUGGCUAUGCACGUAACAAAAAUGCAAGGUCCAAGAUACUUCCAUGGGAACAGUCACAAAUGUACACAAGUUUGCUUUCAAAGAUGUCAGUGUUGCCUAGCCUAAGAAGAUUGCAACAAAAAAUGAAUGAUUAAAGUAGGUCGUAUAUGAAAAUGAAUGAACUCAGCAGUACCGAUAAUGCAAAUAUGUAAAGGUGUGCAUAUUUUUACUUUGUAUAUUAUUUAUGAUAAAAGAAAACUGUAUUCUAAGUGAUCUCUGUAAUUCAAUAAUAAAGACCAGAAAAACGCCUUUUCCAGGACUACCAGCUUCUAUAAAAUCUUCAAUUUGCAACUGGCUUCUGAAUAUUUGUUUUGAAGAAAUGCAUUAAGAUCUUGUGAUUCUGAUUCAAGCCUGUUAGGAAUGCAGAUCAGCUCAGUUUGGGUUUAAGCCAGUGCUGGACCAACUGUUAAAUGAUGUGUUAAUGUACUGGAUGUGUUUCUUCUGAAUUUCCAUUACUCUUGUAGUUGUGUAAUAUUACUGUACUACAGUGCAAAUUUUCACAUGAGGUUUAGAUUUUAGAUUAUGCACUGUGGAUGUAAAUUAUUUUAUCCUCAACUGGAUUUUAUUUUGAUUUCAACUGUUUGGCUCCUCCAGCUGAGAAACCCAAGCAAUGCUCUUGCUAUAUUACACAUGCUGUUCACUAGAGACCCUUAUUGUCUAUGUUUUGCCUGUGAACACUUUUGGAGCUCUUUUUGCACGAUUCUAGACUAACUUUGUUGUCAGAACUAGUGGAUUGUGAUGAUUUCAUAGGUUGAUGUCAAUCUAUUUAAAAUAUUCUUUACUGACCAAUUAUACUUUGCUUUCUUUCAUUUCCCCUUAAAAACUGGUUUAAGUUAAUUUCUCUGAAUUUACUGUUCAGCACAUGUGAUUAAACCAAGUCAUUGCAAAAUUACUUUGCAAAGAUUUAUGCACUACAUUUAUAAUUUACUAAACAAUGGUGUGUUUUGUGUUGAGUUGGAGGGCCCCCGAGAUUAAGACUAAUGUCAUAACAGCAGUUUAGGGAAUAUAAAUGGGUUCAAUUGUACUUGAGUUUGUAAGCAAUAAACAUUUUUCUCUUGCGGCCUUUAAA
This is a messenger RNA of Syngnathus typhle (broad-nosed pipefish), 2711 nucleotides long. RefSeq lists its product as uncharacterized. The transcript has 3 exons. Gene Ontology annotation, cellular component: SCF ubiquitin ligase complex. Gene Ontology annotation, molecular function: protein binding. Bases 348 to 1466 code for a protein of 372 amino acids. The record is from RefSeq and is a predicted model, not a curated record. Lineage: Eukaryota; Metazoa; Chordata; Actinopteri; Syngnathiformes; Syngnathidae. Gene Ontology annotation, biological process: SCF-dependent proteasomal ubiquitin-dependent protein catabolic process; protein polyubiquitination.